Molecule: messenger RNA, 2996 nt
Organism: Piliocolobus tephrosceles (Ugandan red Colobus)
Lineage: Eukaryota; Metazoa; Chordata; Mammalia; Primates; Cercopithecidae
Gene: PEAK3
Product: PEAK family member 3
Exons: 3
Coding region: 1-945 (314 amino acids)
Biological process (GO): protein phosphorylation
Cellular component (GO): focal adhesion; actin cytoskeleton
Molecular function (GO): protein kinase activity
Source: RefSeq, a predicted model, not a curated record
AUGUGGGAGACGCUUUUCUUUAUUUGCCAGAGCACGGAGAGGGGUCAGACCCCUCCUGCAAGGCCAGGGGCUGUGGCCACUGGGAGUUUGUCCCCAAGGACCCCUCCUCCCCCAGAGGGCACGCCAGUCUUGAAGGUGCCCAAGCCUGGGACGGACGUGCCCCACCCGUGGGGCCUGGAGCUGCAGGCCUCCCUGUCUCCACACUUCAAUCUGCAGGGGUUGUGUGGCCUGGUACCUGAAGGCACACUGCCCGGGGCGCCCUGGGGAGGCGCGGUGGCGCUGGCAGCGGAGGUGCCGGAGCGCACUGUGGCGCAGUGGCUGGUGGAGGCCUGCACGCAGCCGCCGGAGGAGUUUGUGUGGGCGGUGGCCCUGGUGCUGCUGCAGCUGAGCGCGGCCCUGGAGUUCCUGGAGGCGUGGGGCGCGGCCCUGGUCGAGUUGCGGCCAGAGAACUUGUUGCUGGCGGCACCUCGGGGCUGUGCGGGGACGGGGCACCCGCGUCUACUCCUCGCUGACUUUGGCCGCGUCUGCCUGCAGCCUCCCGGACCCCCGGGCUCCCCGGGCCCCCACGCGCCGCAGCUCGGCAGCCUCCUCCGCCAGCUGCUCAGCCUUGCUGCGCCCUCGACCACACCUUUGGCCGCGGGCCUGGAGCGCCUGGCAGCACAGUUGACCCGCUUGCAGCCCUCAGCGUCCCGGACGCGGGGCGCGCUGCAGGCGCUGCUCUGGGGGCCCGGGCCUGAGGUGCGCGGCCUCGGAGCACCGCUCGGGCCCUGGCUCAGGGCGCUCGGGCCCUGGCUGCGGUUGCGCCGUGGGCUGCUGGUCCUGCGCCUGGCAGAGCGGGCCGCAGGUGGGGAAGCGCUCAGCCUCGAGGACUGGCUGUGUUGUGAAUACCUGGCCGAGGCCACCGAGUCCUCUAUGGGCCAGGCCCUGGCGCUGCUGUGGGACUGAACCCAACCCAGGGCGAACACACCUGGUCCAGGCCUGCCCAAGAGGCAGGGAUGGGGCUGAGGUCAGCGUCUCUAUGACAGCCAGGACAACCUCUUCCUGCAGAGUCCAGGGACGCAGCAGAAAGAGCAGUGCCCCGCCUCCAGAGUCUCCCCUCUCCUGCUGGCGAUGUGGGUCAAGGGCUUCCCAGGAGUGCGCCUACCCCUCCAGGGCUGGGGGCUGGCCAGCGCCUCCUGGGUGGGCAGCAGCUCUCUGAAGCCGGCGCCCCCAGGCCACUUCCAGGUGUGGACACCCCCGCUGAUCAGUGUCUCUCUGUAUUCCGCCUUCCCCAGCAGCCAGGGCGCUUUUCCGCGGUGGGUCCUGUCAUUGUCUCCGUGAGAGGCCAAUGCUGGGACCAGAGGCAUUCCUGGCCCUGGAGCACCCCCUUGUGCUGAAGACGGCCAGCGAUUCUGGGCAUGUCCCUAGUGGAGAAUUGCUUGGUGGUGACACAGGAAGGGAAGGCUCCCUGGGACCUUAGACACCCAGCUCAUCUCAGAGGCAUGUGGACUCACCAUCCCUAAAACAGUCCCCGCGGUUCCCUGCCACCUCCCCACAAUCCCCCUGCGCCCACCCUGCCUCCCUCCCUGUUCCUCCAUGACACACUAACUUCUUUCCCACCCCCAAGCAUCUGUGCAGGCUGUUCCCUCUGCCAUACUGUUCCAGUUCCACUUUAAACAAAUAAAGGUGCCCCCUCUGGGCCCUCCCUAGCUCCUUACCCUUCGUUCUCCGCCCACUCCCAGGAGCAUUUAUUCCUCUGUUACUGUCCCCAAGGCUGUGAGUUCCCUGGGGGCAAAGGCCAGGCUUGGCACACGGUAGGUGCUCACUUAAUACCGCAGGAUGAUGGAAUAAACGGGCACAGAGGAGACUCACUGGAGGGGAAUGCAGUCUUUAUGCCUCUGACACACUGCACUGCACUUGCCUGUGGCCUCCUUCCUGGAGACUCAGAGUUGCCCUUCCAUUCCAUUCCCCAUGGCACUCCUGGGAGGAUCUUUCCAACCGCAGAUAUGAGGUCCCUCUCCAGCUCAAACACCUCCCAUGGCUCCCCAGUGCCUCAGAAUACAUACAGGUCUCUUCUAAAGUCUCCUCAGUCUCCAACCCCAUGUCAUUUAUCUCUGGAGAUACUUUCCGGCCUCCACACCUUUGCCCAAGUUGUUUUUUUACGCCGGAAACAGCCCCCUCUAAUCUGGUUCAGACUCCUAUUCAUCCUGCAACGCCUCAGCUUUAAUGCCCCUUCUCUGCAUUUGCACCGCCCAAAUGAGCUGGGAGUGUCUGUGUUCACAUCUAUCCUCCCAGCCGACCCCACCAUGCUCAAACGGCUAAAUAUACCCUGCCCCCGCUCGCCAAGGCUACAAUCUCUUCGAGCGCCUUUCUUCCUCUUUCCAACCGGUUUCCCGGCCAGGCCUGGCCCUGACUUUCCGGGUGAUGCUCCCAGAUGCGGCCGGCAGGUGGCGCAGCGCCGCGCCGCGCAAACGGCGGGGGUCGCAGACCCGGAAGCGCUCCAGACCUUGACCCCACCGGAAGUGCUCCUGCCCUGAACGGCGCUGCAGGUCCACAGGGGCGGCCAGUAACACGGUGACCCAAAGGAGUUGGGAACACAGACAUCCCCAUGCGCAGGCCCAGGCUGGGGCGGAAGGGGACGCGAUGCAGGAAGGGGCUCCAAGUGAACAUUGGCAAGGCUGAUGCCAAGCUGAGGGCCCAGGCCUCCCAGCCCAGGGGGUCUCCUCCGUGGGAGGGGUCCCGCAGCUGCCCUGGUGACAAGUCCCCUGCGACCCCUCCACCCAGCGCCCUCUGUGGUCCCAGGCACUCCACCCACCAGCCCCCGGCGUCAGCACCACGGAGCCAUGUGCAUCGGGUGUUAUCACUUUAUUGGUUUUUGGAGAGCAAUAGAGGGAUUAAUACCUAAUCUUUCCAAGUUAAAAGACUAAGACUGUUUCCAAAAGACUCCAAAUAAGAAACUUCUCCUCAAAGUACAAGGAUAAUCUGAAUCAUCUUAAACCAGCAAUAAAAAAGUAAAA